AUGACCGGGCUGAGGCCACUACAUCUAUGCUUCUGUUCCCGUUAUGCUUUGAUCGUCUGGUUCCGAGAUAUUGACUUUCAGGUUGUUAUUGUUAUCGUUGCUUUGCUUUCAGUACAGCUGUUCGCUUCCAAACCCAACGUGUCUCAGACAAGCCGACCCAAGACACGUAAAUUUUUCACAAACGUUCGGCCACACGGUGAGCUUCAGGUGAUGCGCGAGCAUUUGUAUUGCACAUCUCAUGCCCCUUGUCCUGACGUACGCAGCGGUGAAAGUCAAGCUGGCCUUGAUAGAUACUCCGAUCGCUGCCGAGUUGUUCACGUACCGUACAGACAAGUACUCAUCAAGCCCUAUCUUACAACUCAGAAGACGCACUCACAAAACCUUUCAUUUCCUUUGAAACAUACGAUCCAACGGGUCUGCGUCGCCCAACAACCCGGCUAUAACGUACAGCUCGCAAUGCCUAUUUUUGGUUCCCACUCGUGUGCCGUGACUCAGCCAAAGUCAAGGCUGAUUUCAGGUCCCAUGCACGCUCGCCAUGUCGGAGGUGUCAGUAUUACUGGCGGCACUGGUGGCAACACAUUACUAGAUAGCUACUUCGCCCCGUCUUCACUUGAACCCGACGAACUGCCAUCACACACAUACGCAGCCAGUGGAAGAAUCGAGGUACCGCGAAGAUCUAACACCUUCACGGAUGCAGUGCGGAGGCCCAGUCUAUCAUUGAAGAGGAGCAUAUCACGUUUGCGCACUGGAUCACAUACACGCAGUUCUGAGGGGCAUAAGAGAAGCCAGAGCGACCAUCACGCAACUACGGCGACGACAAGAUCAGACCCGACAUCAACACAACUCGUACAACGAAAGCCAAGUCCAAUACCCGCACGGCCAAACUUGAGCUUGGACUGGGGCAUACAGGACUCUGCAUCAAGUUCAGAAAGUCCGGAAUUGUUUGUCGCACCCGAGCCACCUCCAAAAGAUAUUCCUCGCGUCAACCCCAAGAUAUCAAUGUACAGCAUGUCAGCAAACUCGGUCGUCACAGACUACGAAACCCCUCCCAGGAAAGAGGUACCGCCACCACUCCCGGGCCGACCUAGACGUGCGGACUCGGUCACAACGAUCGGGUUUGACAAAGUACCUGCGGAAGAGCGACCGAUGGGGUUCAAAGAAAUCGCUGCCGUACAGAACUACAAGGACAGAAUGGUGCUGUACGAGAAAACCAGGGACUACUGGGCGAAUGCUGAGCAUGGGUUGGCGGAGUGGACAGGGAGGACUGGUGGGCCGAGAACUACGCAGUUGAGAAGAGAAGAGAAGCGAACUGGCUAUGAUUGUUUUCCUAUCGUGGAAACUCGUCGUUGA
Ascochyta rabiei is the source of this 1350-nucleotide messenger RNA. RefSeq lists its product as uncharacterized. Lineage: Eukaryota; Fungi; Ascomycota; Dothideomycetes; Pleosporales; Didymellaceae. The coding region runs from base 1 to 1350 and encodes 449 amino acids. The record is from RefSeq and is a predicted model, not a curated record. The transcript has a single exon.